AACAUUGGAAUUGCGCUUGCUGGAGAUUUGUGCGCUACAUCGGGCGUGGUUACCAUUGUAUCAGUAUGGCAAGCAUAGCUGGGAAGCGAAUUCAGAAAGAACUAGCGGAACUAAUGAAGUCAGACGAAGCUGCUCAAAAUCAAUUAGAAAUAGAACCCAGCAGUAAUGAUAUGAUGCACUUACAUGGUCGUAUCAAAGGUCCACCGGACACGCCAUACGCUGGUGCAGAUUUCAAAUUAGAUAUUGUAAUUCCUGAAAACUAUCCAUUUGUUCCUCCAAAGGUUCAGUUUAUCACCAAGAUUUGGCAUCCUAAUAUUAGUAGUGCUACUGGUGUGAUAUGCCUUGAUGUUCUAAAGGACCAGUGGGCUGCUGCUAUGUCAUUACGUACUAUACUUUUGUCUAUACAAGCGUUAUUAGCUUCCCCAGAACCAGAUGAUCCACAAGAUGCAGUGGUAGCGAAUCAGUACAAGACAAGCAUAGAAGCUUUUAAUCGUACUGCACGCCACUGGGCAGCUAUCUAUGCCAAUGGACCUGGAUGUGAUCCUCAGUGUGUUGAUUUGGUGGGUAAACUUGUUCAAAUGGGUUUUGAUGAGCAUGAAGCUUGUCGAGCGUUAUCAAUGAAAAAUUGGGAUAUAGCCAUGGCAACAGAACACUUAAUUAAAUGAAUCAAAAAAAUAAAUAAAUAAAUAAAAGAAACGGGUGGUUAUAUUUAGUAGUUAUAUAAAUUAUUGUGUAACUAAUUGUUUGUUAUUGGUUGUACACAUGCACGCAUAUGCUUGUGCAUAUACGCUUCAUAUUUCUGUUUAUGCUCUAUCUCUUCGACUGUCUAUCUUCUAUUAUUUUCCUACACAUGCCUCCGCCUCCGGCCACCCCACCCCACACAUCCCUUACAUACACACACACACACUCACCCAUGCAACACAAGUUAUAAAGAAUAACUCUGAGGGGGAAUUGAUCAACUCUUCCAGUAUGUGUGGUGUGGCGGUAUAUCUCUUUGUAUAAAAUAAUAAUAAUAAUGAAUAAAAUAACAUCUACUUUUACUUGGAAGACCUUCAUCACGUUUUCCUGCUUUCUAACCAUCUUGGUUCUACAACCUAAUGUUGUUGUUGUCGUUAGUCUUGCCGAUGUUUAUGAUUUCAAUGGUACUGCUGCUUCUGGUGGUCGUGGUGAUGUUUUGAAAACGGUGUUUCCAUUUUUGGUUUUUAUGCCUAAUUUUCAUGUUGUCCCUGUUGUGUUUCUUCUCUCUCCUUUUCUUUGUUUCUUUGUGUGUGUGUGUGUGUGUUUCAUGUUUUCAGGUGAACCGUGAAUGAGAUCUGCUCUCUUUACCUUACACUUUUUGCAGCCUUGAACACAGACGAUGUAUAAUAUAAAAUUGGUA
Molecule: messenger RNA, 1378 nt
Organism: Trichobilharzia szidati
Lineage: Eukaryota; Metazoa; Platyhelminthes; Trematoda; Strigeidida; Schistosomatidae
Source: the annotation of a GenBank genome assembly